This is a messenger RNA of Durio zibethinus, 2093 nucleotides long. RefSeq names its product hsp70-Hsp90 organizing protein 3-like. Gene Ontology annotation, molecular function: Hsp90 protein binding. The record is from RefSeq and is a predicted model, not a curated record. Lineage: Eukaryota; Viridiplantae; Streptophyta; Magnoliopsida; Malvales; Malvaceae.
AAAGAGCCCCUACUCCAAGCAUUCUACUCAGAAUCCGAAGAAGGUUCCAGAAGCACCAGAAGUCUCUGGUGUGCUCCACUAAUUGCCCUGUCUUUAUAAUCCUUUUCUGAUACAUUCCUGCAAUCUGUUAAUACCUAAAACCCCAAAAUCCAAGUCAUCCCCCAAAAGCAAAUCAAAGCUAACAAAUUCGUCUACCAUGGCCGACGAAGCCAAAGCCAAAGGCAACGCUGCCUUUUCUUCCGGCGAUUUCAACACAGCCAUCAAACACUUCACCGAAGCUAUAAACCUUUCCCCGACUAACCACGUUCUUUACUCAAACCGAUCUGCAGCUUAUGCUUCUCUUCAUCAAUACGAGGCUGCAUUAUCCGAUGCCAAAAAAACCGUAGACCUUAAACCGGACUGGUCCAAGGGUUACAGCAGGCUUGGUGCGGCUCACGUCGGUUUACACCAAUACCAGGACGCAGUUUCAGCCUAUAAAAAGGGUCUCGAGAUUGAUCCUAAUAAUGAAGCCCUGAAAUCCGGCUUGGCUGAUGCUCAAUCGGCUGCGACGGCUUCGGCUUCCCGAGCUAGGGUAGCACCGCCACCUAAUCCUUUUGCUGAUGCUUUUCAGGGGCCUGAGAUGUGGGCGAAGUUGACGGCGGAUCCGACGACUAGGGUUUAUUUACAGCAGCCGGACUUUGUUAAGGCGAUGCAGGAUGUUCAGAGAAAUCCUAGUAAAUUGAAUGAGUACUUGAAAGAUCAGAGAGUUAUGCAAGCUUUGGGGGUUUUAUUGAAUGUUAAGUUUAAGACACAAGGUGGUGGGGAUGACAUGGAGAUUCCAGAGGCGGAUUCACCACCACCUCCGCCACCUUCACAGCCCGCUAAGGAGGAGGCGAAGAAGCCACAGCCUGAGCCGGAACCAGAACCGAUGGAAAUUAUGGAAGAGGAGAAGGAAAAGCGACAGAAGAAGGAGAAAGCUUUAAAGGAGAAGGAGGGUGGAAAUGCUGCAUAUAAGAGGAAGGACUUUGAGACGGCUAUUCAGCAUUACACGAAAGCAAUGGAGCUUGAUGAUGAGGAUAUUUCGUAUAUCACCAAUCGGGCUGCUGUUUAUUUGGAAAUGGGCAAGUAUGAGGAAUGCAUUAAAGAUUGUGACAAGGCUGUUGAAAGAGGUAGAGAGCUCCGAUCAGACUUUAAAAUGAUUGCAAGAGCCUUGACAAGGAAGGGAACUGCUUUGGUGAAGAUGGCGAAAUGUUCAACAGAUUAUGAACUAGCUAUUGAGACUUUCCAGAAAGCUCUUACAGAGCAUCGCAAUCCGGACACGUUGAAGAAACUAAAUGAUGCAGAAAAGGCAAAGAAGGAACUUGAGCAACAAGAGUAUUUUGAUCCAAAGAUAGCUGAUGAGGAGCGUGAGAAAGGGAAUGAAUGUUUCAAGCAGCAGAAGUUUCCAGAGGCUGUGAAGCAUUAUACGGAGUCAUUGAAAAGAAACCCAAAAGAUCCCAAGGCAUACAGCAAUAGAGCUGCAUGCUACACAAAAUUGGGUGCAUUGCCUGAGGGAUUGAAGGAUGCUGAGAAGUGCAUUGAGCUUGAUCCAACUUUUUCUAAGGGUUACACAAGAAAGGGUGCUAUUCAGUUCUUCAUGAAGGAGUAUGACAAAGCUUUAGAAACAUACCAAGAGGGGUUGAAACAUGAUCCUAAUAACCAGGAAUUGCUUGAUGGCGUUAGAAGAUGUGUAGAGCAGAUUAACAAAGCUAGUCGAGGUGAUUUGAGCCCUGACGAGUUGAAGGAAAGACAGGCCAAGGCAAUGCAAGAUCCAGAAAUUCAAAACAUUCUCUCAGAUCCUGUCAUGAGACAGGUGUUGAUUGAUUUCCAGGAGAAUCCAAAGGCAGCACAGGAGCACAUGAAGAAUCCUAUGGUGAUGCACAAGAUUCAAAAGCUGGUCACUGCUGGAAUUGUCCAGAUCAGAUAAAUGUGAAGGAAAAUUUAACUUUUUUUUCUUUUUCCAGUUCAGUAAAUUGCUGUGUGAAUUUCAAUGGGAUGAAUUCAUAAAAACUAGUUUCUGUUGGAAAUUUUCUCAAAGUUUGCUGGUUAUAUAGAUCUGCUAUGAAAUUCUCUCA